UAUACGUAAUAGUCGCGUUCCAGUUGUGUCGAAUAAAUUUCGUUGACUAUCUAGAGCGAGUACAUUAUUUUCGACACAUUUGUGAGUGAUUCGGCAUUGCGCCGAUUAAAUAUAUAUUACCCUUAUUAUUUUAAUCGCGAGAAAAGAAGGUGUAAAUAAAAUGAUACUCUGCUGCAACGAAUUUAGGCAAUGAUGCGCCAGCUGAUGCGUUUGACAUAUUGACAGUUGAUAUGGGCAGUAAUUGUUGCCCAUAUUUUCGUAUGAAACAUUUUACGCAAUUUGUUUCAUUUAACGUACAGAAUGGCGGAUAUAGAAUAUUUAUUUCAUUUAAAUAAAUACGUACGGCCUGAAUCUUUGGCGGAACUUUGUUUUCGAGUAAUCUGCAAAAAUUUAGACAUUAUCUCGGUAAAAGAGCAAUGGGAUAAAGAAAACUCUUUACGGAGCCUUUCGAAAGGAUUGGUUUUGCCGACCGACAUAUGUGAUAAACUUAUCGAAUACAUUCUACGAAGUGAUACAAUAGAAUUCCAUGAUGAAAUUUUUCAUAUAUUCAGUGAUACAUCAACAACUAAACUUAAACGUGUCAAAGUUGUGAGAUCUAACAUGACUAACCAAUCAGCGCAAAUUUUAAUAUCUCAUAAACUUGUGGAAUUAGAACUUACUGAUUGUCCUUAUGUCACAGAAGCUGCUAUUGAAUAUAUUAAUGCCAAUGCAAGUAAUUUGCACAGUUUAGCAUGUCGAGGAAAGAAUUCUUUCAUCAACCUGGCGGCAUUUUAUGAAUAUGACAAACGAGGAUAUGUGUUCAAGAUACCAAAUCUACGAAGUCUGGCUUUAGAAUAUAUUAAACUUCCGCCGCAGCAGUACAAUUUACUUUUCACUGGAUUAAGCAAUUUGACACAUCUAGAUUUAUCCAACAAUUUCUAUAUAGUCUAUCUUCAUUCUUAUGACAUGCUCCCUAAUUUAGUAUCAUUAAUUUUACAUAAUGCCAGAAUUAAUAUUCAGGCAGAAGCUUUUGUUAACAGCAUUUGCCAUUUAAAAAAUUUAAGGCAUUUGGAUAUAUCCCAACUGGAGUCUUCGCAAGGAAGAUUUGAAAAUCCUAAUACUAUCCUGUCCAACAUUGUGAAUGUUUUGCCACAAUUAACUUCUUUGGAUAUUAGUGGAACAAAUUUAGCAGGAAUACAAAUAGUAGACCGUGGAAUACAAGCAGUUGAACACUCCUCUUAUUUUGAGUUCGAUGAUAUUAGUAAUAGCAAGCAUUGUGAUAUACCAGGUCUUGCUUCCAGACUAGACAGACCUUUACAAUUUUUGGGGCUCUAUGGAACAAAUGAUGGGGCUUGUAGACGACGUAAUAUUCCAGCAAAAUUGAUAGCAGGGGAUGCAAAUGAAGACCAGAUAUUGGUUGCAGCUCAUGUUUAUAUGAAUAAUAGACCUGGUUUGUUAUUGAAAGUACUGAAUGAUCUUUAUCGCGUGUACAGAUUUGAAAAUUGUCAUAGAAUGGAUCAAGCACUUUGUGCAAUAUUAGAGGCAAUGGAAAAGCAUCCACUAGAAAAACCUAUACAAAUACAUGGGAGUGGAACAUUACUUCGUGUCAUAAAAAUGAAAGAAAAAAAUGAGUUAGAACCGCGAUUGAAAGAAAGAAUUGUUUCUACUCUUCUUACUGGAAUGAGCAUGUAUAAAAACGAGGAAAGUAUAAUGUGCAAUGUUUGCCUAAUAUUAUGUCAAUUCCGUUUACCACAGGAUAUUAUGUCAAAUUAUGAAACAUUGGUGAAACUACUUUUACAUUCGGUUAAACACACACAUCAAGGAGGGUAUAUUCAACGAAUUGGAAUAUAUAUUUUGAACACUUUGGCAUGCCAUGUAACAGGCAGAGAGAAGCGUUUAUUAGGCAACCUCGGUUGUAUUAAGACAAUGCUUGAAUUAAUACAAUAUAGAGUUCGCUUUAAAGUGUUUGAUGAUAUUUUGGAAGUAAUAUGGUCAACAGUGUGGAACAUGACCGAUGAAACACCUAUAAAUUGCGAACGAUUUUUGAAUGAAAAUGGCAUGGAGCUAUUUCGUAAAUGUGUGAAGCAAUAUAGUCACAAACAAGAAGUAUUAAAAAAUAUGAUGGGAUUAUUAGGCAAUAUAGCUGAAAUACAACAUCUGAGAGUACAUUUAGUACAAGAAGACUACAUGAUGUUUGUUGAAAAAUUAUUACAUUCUGGUAGCGAUAACAUUGAGAUACCUUAUAAUGCUGCUGGUAUACUAGCUCAUAUAGCAUCUGAUGGUGUUGAAGCAUGGACAAUUGAAAGACCAAAUAGGAAUAAAAUACUUGAGCUUAUGGUUGAAGCUAUUGAACAGUGGGAUAUAUUUUCAGAACGCCAUAUGAAUUACUGCUCGUUUGUACCAUUAUUGCGUUUGUUAGAUGUAUAUCAUACACCACAAUGUCAGCAUUGGGCAGUUUGGGCUCUUGCUAAUCUCACGACUGUUUACCCUCAUAGAUAUUGCAUAUUUGUUGUACGAGAAGGAGGUUUUGAGAAAUUAAAUACUUUAAUGUCUGAUCCAAGACCAUAUGAACGUAUAAAAGAACUUGCACAUUUUGUAAUUGAAAAUUGCUAUCAUAGUAACAACUCCAAUGAUGCAUAAGACCAUCAAUCACCUGUAAAUGUAGAAUUUGGUUUAGUCGAUUAAGAAAUAAUUUGCACUGUUAUAAUUUAAAUGUAACACCAUCUGAAGUAAAAUAUUUCAUAUUUAUACUUCUAAUCAACAAGUGUGAGUAAGAUUAUUACAACAUGCUAAAAUAUUUGUAUGUUUAUUUGCUAGAAUGUACAUUUCAAGUUGAAUGACUGCUCAAACAAUCUUACUCACACUUUCCUUACAUGAACAUUUUAUCGCAUAUUUUAUUUAUUACAUGUUAUGAAAUAUUUCUAAAGUGUGUAUGAAAGGAAUUAUUAUCGUAUCCAUUAUUAAUUAGUUGGCAUAAAAUAUUUUUGAUAUUUACAUUGGAGGACAAAAUUAUAAAAUACCUUAUUUGAUUGACACUAAUGUAGGUAUAACAAUACUUACUUAACAAAGAAGGAGAAUGAAUAUAAAAAUAAUGUUCCUAAAAUACUAUCGAGAUGUAAACAAACAGAAAGUAUCAAAAUAUUUCCCAGUAAUAUUCCGAAAUUGAGGUAGAACAAAAUUAUGAGACACUACUUAUAUUUGUGUACAUUGCCUUAGAAACCUUUUAUUGGAGCAAGUUUGCUAAUAUAAAAUACAAAAAAAAUAAAAUUAAAAGUAUGCGAUAUGGUAGAUCAUUAGCAUGGAAAACCAGCAUUAAAAACAGAAAUUGUACAAUUGAAAGCAAAAGAAGAAAAUUUAAAACAGAGAAUAGAAGAGAUCGGAAAAACUAACAACUUUUUCUUCAAAACAUCAAAGAACAGUUGUAAAAAGUGAGGUGGAUGUUAGUAGAGUACAGUAGAUCGAAAUCGAGUUUGUCGAUGGUCAAAUAAAAUGUACUGAUUUUUUUAAAUUAAUCGAAGGACAAAUUCAUAACUAUGGUAGUAGAUUAGUUGGAGAAGAUUUUAUAUUGCAGAAUGAUAACGUAAUUAAUUAUGUAACUAAAAUUAUACAAAAACUAUUUUAAUGCCAUUUAAUUAAAUUGGCCAGUACGAUCUCCGCAUCGUAAUAUUAUAGAAAAUAUAUGAAGACAACUUAACAGAAAGUUGUACAAAGGUGGUAAUCAAUACAAUAAGAUUAAUGAAUUAAAAAGAGCGAUUUUAUGUGCAUGAAUAGACUGAUGAAAUUUGCACAAAAAAAUUAUACAAAAAUUUGCCUAAUCGAUGUAGUAUAAAAUAA
This is a messenger RNA of Colletes gigas, 3813 nucleotides long. RefSeq names its product protein zer-1 homolog. Lineage: Eukaryota; Metazoa; Arthropoda; Insecta; Hymenoptera; Colletidae. The transcript is spliced from 9 exons. Gene Ontology annotation, cellular component: Cul2-RING ubiquitin ligase complex. The record is from RefSeq and is a predicted model, not a curated record. The coding region runs from base 301 to 2619 and encodes 772 amino acids.